Messenger RNA from Eupeodes corollae, 608 nucleotides. RefSeq lists its product as uncharacterized. Lineage: Eukaryota; Metazoa; Arthropoda; Insecta; Diptera; Syrphidae. The transcript has 3 exons. The coding region runs from base 97 to 576 and encodes 159 amino acids. The record is from RefSeq and is a predicted model, not a curated record.
UUGUAGCACAGAAACGGUUCGACCUUUGUGGGUUGAACACUCGAAAAUAAAAUAUAAGUUCAUGGUUGUAUAUUUUCAUUGAAGUUUAAGAAAACAAUGAAAUUCUUUGUCUUUAUGAUAUUUGGCUUUGUUGUAACAUUUGUAUCAGUGAUUACAGCAGAAAACGAUUUUGAGAUAAGAUUCUCGUUUUCAAAAUUGAGCAAUCAACUUGCAGAAGUCAAUUCUCUUAAAUUACAACACAGAUUGAAAAGAACAUUGUUUUCCAAAAAUAUCAACUUUUCAUCAUCUAGAAAAAUUCCUAUUUUCCAACGGAUCUUAAAUAAUCAUCGAUUUCCUGUUCAAAAAUAUUUACAUAAGAAAUACCAUAAUGAAAAAAUGCUUCAAAUUAAUACGAACUGGAAUUUAAACCGACAAAAUGGAGAAAAGCAUCAACCAGCACCUCAAGCACCAUGUUCGAAAAUUUUGAAAACUACCGUGCGUCAACCAUUGUUGACCUCAACAACUUUACCAACUACGAUUAAAAGUAAUUUUGCAACGAUGAUGAAUCCACUUAUUUACGAUAUUGAUAUUAGAUAACAAUAAAAACUAAUACACAUUUGUUUGGCCUU